Tachyglossus aculeatus (Australian echidna) is the source of this 1797-nucleotide messenger RNA. RefSeq names its product ancylostoma secreted protein-like. NCBI's taxonomy places the organism in Eukaryota, Metazoa, Chordata, Mammalia, Monotremata, Tachyglossidae. The record is from RefSeq and is a predicted model, not a curated record. Gene Ontology annotation, cellular component: extracellular region.
AUGACAAAAAUCACUCCCAAUUCCCAGGGGCUAAAGAGAUCCAAAUAUCAUAGAACCAAUUCAAAAAGGCUAAUGAAUAUAACUUCUCUUUCAGAUCCAUACAAUGUCACCGGAAACACCAUCGAAUUGACAAUUUCCUCCUGUUUGGCAUACAGGUACCAUAUUAAAGCAAUUAAAUGGUCCAGCAUGCCUGGUUUCCUUAAUAUGCUCCAGGGCUUCUCCAGCCAGUGGCAGAGUUGGAUUGGUCCUCCAGAUUCCCAGUCCCAUGCUCUUCCCACUAGGCAUACUAACUCAUUUUCCCGACAUGAUUCGCUUCCAAGCCACUCUAGAGGGGGGAUGAAUCAGAUGACUUUGGGGGUCUCUUUCUGCCCUACAAUUCUAAGAACGAGUUGGAAAGGGAAUAUAUUGGAUCCUUCAGAGAAGCCUCCUCACCCCAACAGACUUGACAAGCCCUUCAUUGUUCUUUCAGAGAUGAUUUUGUUGGCAGUCGUGUACUGGAUCGUGGUGACGGACCAGGCUGUUGGCGUGGCAGACCCUUCGUUUCCAGCUUUGCAAACAAACAACCCAAGUGUUCAAAAAGAGAUUGUUGAUCAAUUCAAUGAAAUAAGAAGACAUGUGAAUCCAACUGCUAGCAACAUGCUGAAGAUGGCUUGGAACUCAGAAGCUGCAAGGAAUGCAAAAAACUGGGCAGAGAAAUGCACUAUGACCACCAGCCCUCCGGAAGAACGACGCAUUAAGAAUACCACCUGCAGUGAGAAUUACUACAUGUCCACUUCUCCCAUAUCCUGGGCUGAGACCAUCCAAAAUUGGUAUGGAACUAUAUCUGAGUUCAGCUAUGGUAGCAAGACAACUAGAAGAGGUGCUCCAGUAAACCUUUAUAGCCAGAUGGUGGCAGCCAACACACACCAGAUUGGUUGUGCAGCAGCCUUCUGCCCUGACAGUAAAUUCCAGUAUGUUUAUGUUUGUCACUACUUCCCGCCACGAAAUUCCUUAGACUCUCCAGACACACCUUACGCCAAAGGAACCCCCUGUGCAGAGUGCCCUGACUCAUGUGACGAUGGACUGUGCACUGAUCCCUGCAUUUUUGGAGAUACCUUCUAUUCCAGCUGUCCUGAUUAUAAGAGAAAGCCCAGUCCUUUAUUUCCCUCUCUGUCAACUGAACAAGCAUCCAUCCAAAAAGAGAUUGUUGAUAAGCAUAACGACUUAAGGAGGAUGACUGAUCCCCCAGCUCGCAACAUGCUGAGAAUGGCCUGGAAUGCAGAAGCUGCAAAAAAUGCUGAAAACUGGGGAAAGAUGUGUACCUUGUCCCACAGUCCCACAGAGAAAAGAAGAAUUAACUUUGCUGGCUGUGGAGAAAAUUUAUUCAUGUCCAGUUACCCUAGCUCAUGGUCUGAUGCUAUCCAAGCUUUUUAUGAUGAAGUGAAAGAUUUUAAGUAUGGAUUUGGGGCCACCAAAGAAGGUGCUAUAAUUGGUCAUUACACACAGCUUGUUUGGGCCACUUCUCAUCAGCUGGGUUGUGCAGUAGUUCACUGUCCCUACCAGGAACUCCAGUACUACUACGUUUGUCAUUACUGCCCUCCAGGAAACUUUAAAGACACUCUUGUGACCCCUUAUAAGAUUGGAAAGCCAUGUGCUGAUUGUCCUGAUCACUGCGACAGGGGAUUGUGCACCAAUCCCUGCAUGUACGAGGAUGAAUAUAACAACUGCCCGGAUUUAGCCAAAAACCCUGGGUGUGAUGACGAAAACAUCAAGAAGGUGUGCCAGGCUUCCUGUAAAUGUCUGACAGAAAUUAAAUGA